UAAUCUCAGUCUUCUUCUUACUCUUUCAAAUGGAGCAAGUCUAAUCUCACUCUUCUUCUUGCUCUAUCGAUCCUCUACUCUACCAAAUAUAGCAAGUCUACAAAUCACACCAUUAUACCAACAAUGUGCGAGGGGUGUCCCCAUCACGUGCCGGUGCCUCCUUCUUGCCCUUUCCUACAGAGUCUAGGAGCCAACUUGAAGGAGAUUUUUUUUCCCGACGACCCAUUGAGGCAAUUCAAGGGAGAGAGUGGUUCUCGGAGGUUUAUACUCUUCCUGCGGUACAUCUUACCCAUCCUCAACUGGGCUCCUUCCUAUAACUUGAAACUGUUUAAGGCUGAUCUUGUUUCUGGGAUCACGAUAGCGAGCUUGGCUAUCCCGGAGGGUAUUAGUUAUGCUAGGCUGGCCGGCUUGCCUCCUAUUUGGUUUUUAUAUUCGAGCUUCGUGCCACCAAUGGUGUACGCUAUAAUGGGGAGCUCAAAGGAUGUGGCGAUUGGUACCGGACCAGUUCCCUCGCUUUUGCUAGCAACAAUGCUUGGAAAGGAGGUUUCUCCCGUCAAAGAGCCGGCUCUCUACUUAAGCUUGGCCAUCACCGCUACCUUCUUUGCCGGGGUCUUUCAAAUGGCGUUAGGCGUCUUGAGGUUAGGGUUCGUGGUGGAUUUCCUAUCACAUGCGACAAUAGUGGGGUUCAUUGGAGGAGCAGCCACAGUGGUUUGCCUUCGCCAGCUCAAGGGCAUUCUUGGACUCGAACACUUCACUAAAGAGACCGACCUUGUCUCUGUUAUGAAAUCAGUCUUCAGCCGCACCCACGAGUGGAGAUGGGAGAGUGCAAUUUUUGGAUGUGGUUUCCUCGUCCUUCUCCUCAGUGCACGCUAUUUUAGCAAGAGAAGGCCCAAGUUCUUCUGGGUUUCUGCAGCAGCUCCGUUGACCUGUGUAAUUUUAGGCAGCAUCUUGGUUUACCUCACUCAUGUAGAAAACCACGGUGUUCAAGUGAUAGGACGCCUACAGAAAGGGCUGAAUCCACCCUCUUUGACAAGCUUGACCUUGUCUCCUCCAUACAUGAUUGUUGCUCUCAAGGCUGGCAUUGUAACUGGUAUAAUAGCUCUUGCUGAAGGAAUUGCAAUAGGAAGGAGUUUUGCCAUGAUCAAGAACUACAACAAUGAUGGCAACAAAGAGAUGAUUGCAUUUGGGAUGAUGAACAUUGCUGGAUCUUUAACAUCUUGCUACCUAACCAGCGGUUCACUAUCAAGAACGGCAGUGAACUACAACGCAGGAUGCAAAACAGCAAUAUCAAACGUGGUGAUGGCUACUACAAUGAUGAUCACAUUGUUAUUAUUGACGCCGCUAUUCUAUUAUAUGCCUUUAGUAGCCCUUGCUGCCAUUAUUAUCUCUGCGAUGCUCAGUCUCAUUGAUUAUCGAGCAGCAUUCCAUCUAUGGAACAUCGAUAAGAUGGACUUCUUUGUGUGCGUUGCGGCGUUCCUUGGUGUAGUCUUUGGCAGUGUUGAAAUCGGACUUGUUCUAGCGGUUGCAAUCUCCGUACUCAGGAUUUUGUUAUUCGUCGCGAGGCCUAGAAUCACCGCAGUAGGGAACAUACCGAACUCGGCAACCUAUAGAAGGGUGGAUCAAUAUCCGAUGGCCCAGACCGUGCCUGGAGUGUUAAUUCUUCAGAUUGACGCUCCAAUAUACUUCUCCAAUGCUGGUUACUUGAGAGAGAGGAUAUGGCGGUGGAUGGAAGAGGAGGGAAACAAACUGGGAGUAAAAGGGGAGAGUAGUAGCUUGCAAUAUGUCAUUCUAGAUAUGGGUGCUGUGGCUAGCAUCGACACAAGCGGAAUUAGCAUGCUUGAUGAAGUGAAGAAGAUUUUUGACAGAAGAGGGCUUCAGCUUGUGUUGGCUAACCCCGGAAGCGAAUUGAUGAAGAAGCUGGACAAAUCCAAAAUCCUUGAGAAAAUUGGCCACGAAUGGAUAUUUCUUACAGUAGCUGAGGCUGUGAGCGCGUGUAGCUUCUUGAUCGAAACGUGCAAGCCAGAAGUCUUAGUUACUGAAAACAACGUCUAAGACGAUCAUAAAUUUAGGACUGUUAAGCUGCAUUAAUUUGCUCUUUUUUUGGUUGUUGGCAAAGUAUAUAGCCAACCUAGUUUAGUAGUGGCUAAUGCAUGCAUUUGGGGGAAGAAUACUGUAAUUGUACGUAUUCUUAUGCUAUUUAACAGUUGUUGGCAAAGUA
Messenger RNA from Asparagus officinalis (garden asparagus), 2218 nucleotides. Its product is annotated as sulfate transporter 3.1-like. Gene Ontology annotation, biological process: transmembrane transport. NCBI's taxonomy places the organism in Eukaryota, Viridiplantae, Streptophyta, Magnoliopsida, Asparagales, Asparagaceae. The coding region runs from base 124 to 2052 and encodes 642 amino acids. The transcript has 13 exons. The record is from RefSeq and is a predicted model, not a curated record. Gene Ontology annotation, cellular component: membrane.